GGGUUGAAUUGAAACUGAACUGGUAGAAUUUACAAAAGCUCUGCUCCCAAACAUCCAAGUUUAACAGAGGGAACGUCGUGCCCAAAAGCAGCAAAGGGCAAGUUUUUCUGAACAAACCGUCCUUUCAUGCUGAGGUAAGUCAUGUGGUUAGGAAGUGUGUAAUGCCAAGUGGGGAGGUAACCAGCCAUCAGUCACAGCAAACGGUUUAUUUUCUUUUAUACUCCCUCCAAACGAAUCACACAUGACCAGUGGCUCCUUUCACACACACAGAAAAAGGAUCUGGUUGUUGUAAGAAUUAAAAAAAUCAUCUUUAUGUGGAAAUAAUGUAAAUAAAUCCAAACUUUUGUUCCCAACUCAGCUGUUAUUUCAGUUCCUGUGAUCUUCUUCACCUUUGCUGCUCUUCUUGUGUUUCUCGCCUCACCUGAUCUGAUUUAGUCUUUUUUUUACUCUCCUCCGCACCACAUUUGUCUUUUCUUUCUUCCCUUUUGUUUUGAAUCUCUAACUCUGUAUUUAUCCGUAUCUUGUCACAGAUUUCGCACUCUUCAUCUCUCCUCUCUUUAUUAGAGCUAAUUACUUCCAGCAGGCUUUUGUCCUAGUCCGUCACGCUGCUGCCCAUCAUGUGAUGGCAGUGAGUUAGCUUGUUAUUGGAGGCCCGUAGACACGCUGCACAUGAACUAUUCCAACUUCCUCCUGCUCUGUGGAGCCGCGCCUGCUGCUGCAGCUGAAGUGAGGACUCGAUACCUUCCAGCUUUGGUUACUCGGCAACAGAAUCUCUAAAUGGCUGAAGAAGUUUUAAUGUCGUCCUCAAGGAAAAUUACAUCGCACCUGACUGGCUCUCUUCUAGCUGUAGCGUUUCUCACCUCGUUUGGGAGUUCCAUGUUGUACGGCUAUAACCUGGCUGUGGUCAACUCCCCAGCUUCAUACAUAAAAGACUUCUACAACCAGACAGUGGUGAGUCGGAACGGGACCGGACUGAGUGCUGAGACUCUGACCCUCAUGUACUCUCUCACCGUGUCGGUGUUCGCCAUCGGUGGCCUGCUGGGCUCACUCAUCGUUGGCGUGCUGGUCUCUCGCUUUGGCAGGAAGGGAACAGUGGUAAACACAACAGUCCUGGUUUUUAUUGCUGGCUCGCUUAUGGGCUUCAGCAGGAUGUGCGGUUCACCUGAAAUGGUCAUAAUUGGCCGCUUCAUCACAGGAAUCCACUCAGGCAUCUCUCUGAGCGUAGUCCCAAUGUACCUCGGUGAGAUAGCCCCCAAGAACCUGAGAGGAUUCCUGGGUCUCGUUCCAAGCAUCUUUAUCGGAACAGGAGUUUUUACUGCUCAGAUCCUCGGCCUCCAUGAGCUCCUUGGAAAGGAGGAGUACUGGCCCCUGUUUCUGUCAGUGGUGGUGGUACCCACCUUUAUCCAGCUGAUGCUGUUGCCAUGGUUUCCAGAGAGCCCUCGGUACUUGCUGAUUGAGAAGAAUAAUGUCCAUGCUACAAUCACAGCCCUGAAGUGGUACCGAGCUAAGUGUGACAUCCAGGCUGAAAUUGAAGAGAUGCAGGAAGAACAGCGCUCCCUGUCCUCAGUGGAAACUCUAUCGGUAUGGAAGCUGUUGCUGGAUGAUUCCGUUCGCUGGCAGGUGCUGAGCGUUGUGGUCAUCAACAUCGGUAUGCAGCUGUCGGGCAUCGAUGCUAUCUGGUUUUACACCAACGACAUCUUUGAGAAUGCAGGAAUUCCAGCUCCAGAGAUCCAGUACACCACGGCAGGAACGGGAGUCAUAGAAAUCAUCGCUGGGCUGGUUGGGUGUUUCACCAUAGAGAAGCUCGGCCGGAGGCACCUGAUGGUCGGAGGGUUCACUAUGAUGGGCGUCUGCAGCUCUGGGAUCACGCUGGCCCUGAUCCUACAGACUCAGAUAUCAUUCAUGCGUUAUAUCAGCGUUUGCUGCGUGGUCGGCAUCAUCGCUGGGUUCUGCAUCGGUCCAGCGGGGGUGCCCUUCCUGAUCACAGCAGAACUCUUUAAACAGUCGCAUCGUCCGGCUGCUUACAUCAUCGGCGGUUCCCUCAACUGGCUCUCCAACUUCACUGUGGGCUUCGUCUUCCCGUUCCUGCAGAUGUCUGCAGGGUCCUACUGCUACCUGGUUUUUGCCGCUGUGUGCUUUGCUGUGGCCGUCUACGUUUACGUCGUCAUCCCAGAGACCAAAAACAAAACAUUCAUGGAGAUUAGCCGGAUGUUCUCUAGGAAAGAGGCGGUUCUGGAGAUCCAGGGUCUGAUCCAUGACCAGCUGAAGCUGCAGAAGAUGAAUGGUUACGGGGGUCUGGAACACACCUCGCUGGAGUUUGACAGCUCGUCCUCCGUACCGUAACCAAGUCUUAGGAAAACUGCUGAGCCCUUCAACAUGAACACCAAAGAACUCCUCGUCUGCACCCAGCAGCUUCUCACUGGCUGAAGCUUGCUCAGCACUUUUGUCUUAUGUUUUGGUAUCUUGAACUCAUUUUAUAAACUUAGUGUGGAGUCCAAUCAUGUUUCCUUGUGUCAUGCUUGUCCUAGAACAAUCCUGGUCCUGGACGUCCCUAUCCAGUAUAUUUUAGGUGAUUUUUUUAGCAGGUGAUGAACCAGUUCCAGUAGAGCUUCACGAGCUGCUGAACAGGUGAUUUCAGCUCCUUGAUUCAGGUAUGUUGGAGCAGAGAAACCACUAAAACAUGCUGGGUAGUGGCCCUGGAGGACCAGGGGGCUCAUUUAUCAAGCUUGCUUACGCACAAAACGGGGUUGGAAAACUGCGUAAGCGACUUUCCACACAAACUUUGGGAUUUAUGAAAGAAAACGUAGCGGAAAAAUGUGCACAACUUUAAGUUGACUAAGGACCUGGCUUACACACAUGUUGGACAUGGAGAGCACCUGCAGUGCUGCUGCUGAGAAGAUACAAUUAUGAAAUCCUGCAGCAUUAUCACUUGUACCGCUUCGUUUUCACACAGAACAAGACCCCCCACGCGCACACACACACACACACACACACACACACACACACACACACACACACACACACACACACACACACACACACACACACACACACACACACACACACACACACAGCCUGAAGC
Molecule: messenger RNA, 3082 nt
Organism: Nothobranchius furzeri (turquoise killifish)
Lineage: Eukaryota; Metazoa; Chordata; Actinopteri; Cyprinodontiformes; Nothobranchiidae
Gene: slc2a15a
Product: solute carrier family 2 member 15a
Biological process (GO): monosaccharide transmembrane transport
Cellular component (GO): plasma membrane
Molecular function (GO): hexose transmembrane transporter activity
Source: RefSeq, a predicted model, not a curated record